Arachis ipaensis is the source of this 669-nucleotide messenger RNA. The record is from RefSeq and is a predicted model, not a curated record. Lineage: Eukaryota; Viridiplantae; Streptophyta; Magnoliopsida; Fabales; Fabaceae.
AUGCGCGUCCAUAUCAAAAAGGAUAGUGGCAGAUGGAUUGUAACAUACUUUCAGGAAGUUCAUAAUCACAAGAUGCUUGAGGACACACUUACUUUCAUGCUUCCAAGACAUAGAAGGAUGAACUCGGCGGAAAUUGAUCAAAUGAAUAUGAUGUUAAAAGUCGGCAUCAAGACCCCACAGAUUUAUGCAUCGUUUGUGCAGACAGCAGGCGGGUAUGAAAAUGUUCCAUUUUUGAAGAGAGACAUGUACAACAGAAUUGACAAGCAACGGAGGAUUAUUGGUGGGGAUGCAAGUGCGUGCCUUAAGUUGUUGCAACGUAUGGAAGUAGAAAAUCCGGGAAUGUUUGUUAGACACCUAGCGGACAAAGAAGGUCGUUUGGUGCAUUUAUUUUGGUGUGAUAACUGUAGUCAACUGGAUUAUGAAAUAUUUGGGGAUGUAUUAGCAUUUGAUGCGACAUAUCGCAAGAAUAAGUACAUGUGUCCGCUGGUGGUUUUCUCGGGGGUUAAUCAUCACAAUCAAACUAUCGUGUUUGCUGCUGCCCUUAUUGCGAAUGAGACGGAGGAAACAUAUAAGUGGUUACUGCAGCAAUUUUUGGAAGGCAUGAAGGACAAGGCACCCGUAUGUGUCAUCACUGAUGGUCAUGGAGCCAUGAAGAAAGCAAUUGAAUAA